This is a messenger RNA of Aedes albopictus (Asian tiger mosquito), 1520 nucleotides long. RefSeq lists its product as uncharacterized. The transcript has 2 exons. Bases 400 to 1179 code for a protein of 259 amino acids. The record is from RefSeq and is a predicted model, not a curated record. Lineage: Eukaryota; Metazoa; Arthropoda; Insecta; Diptera; Culicidae.
GUUUAUUUUUACGAGCUUACAACAGUCUCAUUGAAAAUGUAGAAUGCAUCGUUUUAAAUAUGAUUGGCUAUCCCAAUGAAUAAAGAUCGAAGGUGUUGUGAAAUGCCACACCUAAUAUGUCACAACCUAGGGCACAACCAACGCCACAAAUUUCUCCACAUGGAUUCCUCUUCAUCAUAACGCCUGGCCUGGCAACGUAAUAAAGCUGGAGGAGCGUAAAGAAGGUAGGUAUGCGAACAGCACUCAGCAGGCCACGGAGGACGACGUGCGGGAGCCAGUCAGUGUCAUUAGAGGCCUGUAAUUUCAUCAAACUCUGACAUUUCCCUUUUUGCCACCUAUUUUGCUGCUUGACCCGGGUGAUCUCGCCGGCAGCGAGAUUCCGAUCGAUCGCCCAAAAUCAUGGCGUCGUUGUCGUUGUCCGUUGACGGCGAAGGCGAAGGCGACGACGACGAUUACCGGUGGCUGGAGACGGCCAGUUUUUCGAUUAGAUCACCGCGAGCGCGUGCUGAGAAAUGCGUCCAGCAGGAGCUUAUUCGGGCCAGUGAAAGGAGACACCGCCCCAGGAAGGAUCGCUAUCUGCGUGCGGUGGGAAGCAAGUGGUGGAGAAACUCGGCCCUCCGGCGGAAGAGUUUGCUGCUGAAAGAGGCACACAAGUAUCUCCCGCAGUGUGACGAACUGCUGCAGAAUGCCGCCGACCUGUACAUUGCGAGAAAACUGCAAAAUCGAACAUUUCCGCUGAAAAUAUCCGAAUUCCAACAGUUUGACAAAAUAGUACAGGACACCAUUCAACAGUUUACCCAGCAACCAGCUUCGGUUCAUAAACAAUACGUCCGUGAAGUUGUACUCUCAAAAUUCAAGCAAACUUAUACCUGCUCGGACCCUUUUCAACUCCUACUAGCUCUACAUUGGAGACAUUGCUCUGCCAAUCUAAUCCAUCGGAAUGGAAGCACCAAAUUAGACACCGACAUCGACAUAGGCCCAUUCGCGCACAACAUCGAGCGAGCCGAAGCCGGUGAAGAAGCGGACCCAACCCGGUUGCGGCUGAUAUCUUGGAACAACUGCGUCACCGAAGCGCGCAAUCUGUGGAAACUGAUGAGCCCCGAUCAGAAGCUUCCGUUCUUCGUGCAGGCCUACAUGGCGUCGCAUCUUCCAGCGAGCGUGGAUCAAGCGUUGUUGUGAUUGUUACAUUGGCGUGUGCGGCUGGUGUAAUUGGAGUGCGGCUUUUGUUUGGUCUUACUUUUCGGCGUCUUUGGUCAAUAACGGAUAAUUAGUGUGUCAGAAGUGUUGAAGGCUGCAUAAAUGCAUGGUCCAAUGGCACACUUUAACGCUGUCGAAUAAGUUCAAGCGGCAUUUAGCGGCAUUCGGCUCCAUAGCAGAAGAUAAUCUUAUUUCGGAUAUAUGGGGUUGAAAUAGGAAAAUUUGGAAAGAUUAUUUGAAAUACUGUUCCACUGCUGAAUUCAAGUCUCCAGAGAAAAAAUAAAGCGUUAACACUAUGGAGCAAUAAACAUGACUAUGUAUUA